Molecule: messenger RNA, 264 nt
Organism: Bipolaris oryzae ATCC 44560
Lineage: Eukaryota; Fungi; Ascomycota; Dothideomycetes; Pleosporales; Pleosporaceae
Exons: 1
Cellular component (GO): NADH dehydrogenase complex
Molecular function (GO): NADH dehydrogenase (ubiquinone) activity
Source: RefSeq, a predicted model, not a curated record
UAUCAAGAAAAAGAUAGUGUUUUCGAAUGUGGUUUCCACUCAUUUUUAGGGCAAAAUAGAACACAGUUUAGUGUUUCAUUUUUCAUAUUUGGAUUAUUGUUCUUACUUUUCGACCUUGAAAUUCUUUUAGUCUAUCCUUACGCUGUAAGUACAAACACUAAUGAUAUUUAUGGUUUAAGUAUAAUGUUAAUUUUCUUUGUGCUAUUAACAUUAGGUUUUGUGUUUGAAUUAGGUAAAGGUGCUCUUAACAUAGAGAGUAGACAA